Molecule: messenger RNA, 4020 nt
Organism: Prorocentrum cordatum
Lineage: Eukaryota; Dinophyceae; Prorocentrales; Prorocentraceae
Source: the annotation of a GenBank genome assembly
AUGCUGGUGGGCAGGGCGCCGCGGGCGCAAGAGUUGCGCGGCUCGCUGGGAGAGACGCUUGCCCAUCAGCGGCCGCAGGCGGCAGCAGCGGGAGAUGGCCAGGCCGCGGCCGAGCCAUCUCGCGCGGGUGAGACGCGGCCUGCCCAUAGGGCGCCAGGGCCGCCCGCCACCUUGGAAGAGCCUCCGGACGCAGCCCUGGAGCGCGCCGUGAGCCCAGCCGGGAGGAAGCGGCCUCGAAAGCCGGCGCGCGGGCCGCCCGUCCAGCGCGCGGCGGACGAGCCACCGCAGGCGCACCCGGCAAGGCCCGUGGCGUCGCCGUGCCGCAGCGCGCCGAGCGACCUGGCGGGGCCAUGCGCGGGCGCCAGCCCCGCCGCAUUGUGCUUGCCGUCGCUCAGCGCACUGUUCGCCCAGACGAUCGCCGUGCCGCGGGCGGCACGGGCGCACGCUGGGCCGCCAGAGGGCCGUCGGGCCCGGCGGGGGCCCGCCGGUGCGCAGCGCGGGGCUGCCGAGGGAGCGUCGGCCAGCACUGCGGCGGAGGCCUGCGGGAGCGCUGCUGCGGCAGCAGGGCACGCAGGCGUGGAGGAGGUGUGGAGCGGGGCCGCGGAUGGCGGGGAUGAGGCGGAGGAGGCGAGAGGGCAGGAGGAGGGGGAGAAGCAGGAGCUCGGGGCUGCUGCGGAGGCAGGGCGCCGAUCCGCGGAAGAGGUGGAGCGUGACGCCGCAGAGGAGGACAAGCGCGAGGCUGCACAGCAAGAAGCUGGGCGUAAGGCUGCGGAGGCAGCGAAGCGGAAGGCCGCUCUUGAGGCGGAGCGCAAGGCUGCGGAGGAGGCCUUGCGCAAGGCUACAGAAGACGCGUGGCGCAGCGCCGCGGUGGAGGCACGGCGCAAGGCUACAGAGGAGGAGAAGCGCGCCGCCAUGGCCGUGGAGGCAGCGAAGCGGAAGACCGCCCUUCAGGCGGAGCGCAGGGCCGAGGAGGAGGCAGGGCGUAAGGCUGCUCUUGAGGCGGAGCGCAAGGCUGCGGAGGAGGCGAGCCGGAUGGCCGCGAAGGAGGCGCAGCGCAAGGCGGCACAUGAGGAGGCCGAGCGGAGGGCGGCAGAGGAGGCAGGGCGUCAAGCUGCUCUUGAGGCGGAGCGCCGAGCUGCGGAGGAACAACAGCGCAGAGUCGCUCAAGCGGCGAGCCGUAGGGCGGCGAGGGAGGCUCAGCGCAAGGCGGAAGAGGAGGAGGAGGAGGAGGAGGAGGAGGAAAAGGAGGGGGCGCAGCCCAAGGCAGCAGAAGAGGAGAAGGAUGAAGCAGGGCGUAAGGCUGCUCUUGAAGCGGAGCGCCGGGCUGCGGAGGAACAACAGCGCAGAGUCGCUCAAGAGGCGAGUCGUAGUGCCGCGAAGCAGACGCAGCGCAAGGAGGCAGAGCAGGAGGAGGAGGAGGAGAAGGAGGAGGAGGAGGAGGAGGAGGAGGAGGCGGAGGAGGAGGAGGAGGCCGAGCGCAGGGCUGCGGAGGAGGCAGGGCGUAAGGCCGCUCUGGAAGCGGAGCGCCGAGCUGCAGAGGAGGAGCGACGCAGGGUCGCUCAGGAGGCGAGCCGGAUGGCCGCGAAGGCGGCGCAGCGCAAGGCGGCGGAGGAGGAGGCUGACCGCAGGGGUGCAGAGGAGGCAGGGCGCAAGGUUGCUCUUGAGGCGGAGCGCAUGGCUGCGGAGGAGGCACGGCGCAGGGUUGCUCGGGAGGCGAGCCGGAGAACCGCACAAGAGGCAACGCGUAAGUCCGCAGAGGAGGAGAAGCGCAGGGCUGCCCAGAGGGAGAAGGCGGAGGCAGAGCGUCAAGUUGCAGAGGAGGCAGACCCUGUGGCUACUCUUGAGGCGAAGUUGAGUGCCGCGGAGGAGGCAACGCGCAGGGCCGCCGUGGAAGCAGCUGAGCGCAGGGCUGCAAAUGACGAGAUGCAGGCCGCAAAGGCUCGGCGAGGCGCCGUGGAGGAGGAGGCCGAUCGCAGGGCUGGUGGUGACGCUGCUGCUGCUGGAGAGGAGAGGGAGGAUGGGUGCAGAGUGGCAGGCGAUGCCGAGCAGGCUGCGGAGGAGGUCGAGCGCAGGGAUGCGGAGGAGGUCGAACGCAGGCUUGCGCAGGAGGGAGUCCUGGAAGCGGCCGGGCACAGUGCAGCGGAGGAGGCGGAGCGGCGGGCGGAGCGAAGGAGUGCGGAGGAAGAGCGCCGCAGGGCCGUUCUGGAGGCGCUGCGCAGGGCUGCGCAGCAGGCGCAGCGGUCCGCGGAGGAGGCGGAGCGGGCCGCGGAGGAGGCGGAGCGCAGGGCCGCAGAGCAGGCGCAGCGCAAGGCCGCGAAGAAGGCCGAGCGUGAGGUCGUGGAGGCAGCUCGGCGCACGGCGGCGGAGGAAGCGGGGCAGAGGGCAGCAGAGCGGGCUCGGAAGGCUGCAGGGGAAGCGCGGCGCAAGGCAGCGGAGGAGGCCGAGCGCAGAGCCGCGGCAGACGAGCGCAGAGCCGCAAAGGAGGCACUGCACAAGGCCGCCCAGCAGGCCGAGCGCAGGGCCGCAGAGGAGAAACACAAGGAGGAGCGGGCGGCAGCGGAGGACGCGCGGCACAGGGCUGCGGAAGAGGCGGGGCGCAGGGCCGAGGAGGCCUGCCAGCGGGCCACCGAGGAAGCACGGCGGCAGGCCGCAGAGGUGGCGCGGCACGGCACGGUGGAGCAGUCAGGUCUCGAGGCCGUCGGGAGUGCCGAGCGCGGGGCUGGGCAGAGAGGCGCCGAGGAGGCGACCGAGCCCAGGGGCGCCUGGGGGGAGGCGCGCGCUGCCCCGCGGGAGGUCGCGCUCAUCUCGCGCAUCCGGGAGCGCCAGCGCGCGGCCGCGACGCCGCCCGCAGCGGCGGCAAGGCGCAGCCGCUCGCCUCGCCCGCUGGGCAGCGGGAUGGCGCCCCCGGCCGCCACGACGCCCGCCAGGCGCAUCGCAGAGCUGGAGAGGGAGGUGGCGCUCUGGCGGUCCAGGGCGCGGACGGCGGGCCCCUGCGCGGUCCCGGCACCUUGGGGCGGCAGGGCGCUGAGCGUGUCGGCCUCGGCAGCCACGGCGCAGUGUCUUGCCAUUGCCCCUGGGGCCACAGACAAAGCAGUGUCCUCCGAGGAGGUCGUCCAGCGCUCGUCGCCCCAGGCGGCCGCCUCGACCCCGGCAGCCGCAGCCACGGCCCGGGGGCCCGCCACGCGGCUGUCCACCGUGAGGGACGAGACCGAGCAGGCGGCGCAGGCAGAGCGGCCUAUCCGCGUCAGCCCGCAACCCUCAUUGGCUGGAGCGGCCGAAGGCUUGACAUCGCCCCCUGCAGCGGCCUGCAAGUCGGCGCUAGCAGCGGUGCUGUCGCCUCUUGCCAUCGGGGUGGGCAAAGGGACCCUGACCACGCAGGCCUCACCCGACACCCCGGAAGCCGGAGCCACGGCCACGGCUGAAGGGCCAGCCGUAGACCCCAGAGUGCCAGACAGAGUCGACGUGGCGCAGCCCUCGCCCGCUGGCCUGGACGUCGAAUUCGCGGCCGAGGCUGAAGCCUUGGGUGAGGUUGCCGGAGUGGCAGACGGACUCGAGAUCGGGCAGACCUCGCCCGCUGGCCUGGACGCGGAAGCUGCCACCACGGCUGAAGCACAAACCGCGGCCGACCAGGUGGCGGACGCACCUGGGCAGGCCCCGCACGCAGCCCCGGACGUCGUGCAGGCCUCGGGCCUGGCCGAGGCCCCCGCCGCUGCCGCUCCCCGGGCCACGGGCCGAGCCGAGGCGGGCCAGCCCUCGCCCGCUGCCCGGGCCAGCACCGCCUUGGCCGUUCCCGCCCUGGCCGGCGCGGCCGGGGCUCGGCGGGCGGCCCCCCGUGCCGCCGCCGCGGGCGGCGCGGGCAGGCCUCCGCGGGCGACUGCGCCGAGCAGGGGCGCGCGUCGCCGCCCCGCGGCCUCGGCCGGCUCGCAGCCCGUCCUCCACCCGCCAGGCAGCCCCGCGUACGAGUCCACCGUGAUCACCACGCUGUGGCUGCUGCACCAGGCCUACUUCUCCCCGCGUUGA